Molecule: messenger RNA, 1202 nt
Organism: Paraphaeosphaeria sporulosa
Lineage: Eukaryota; Fungi; Ascomycota; Dothideomycetes; Pleosporales; Didymosphaeriaceae
Product: dihydroflavonol-4-reductase
Exons: 3
Coding region: 159-1202 (347 amino acids)
Molecular function (GO): oxidoreductase activity, acting on the CH-OH group of donors, NAD or NADP as acceptor
Source: RefSeq, a predicted model, not a curated record
AUCUUAUCGCUGCCUCUCAUCUCUCACACAUCAUCUGAAAACACUCUUCCACGCCUGUCGCUAGCUUUUCGCAAAGAUUAAGAACAAUUACUACCUUGCCCCUUUUUUGCUUACUUCAGCAACCCUAUCUCCCCCUUACUACCACUGCCCCAAUCACCAUGUCGAACGUCACAAUCCAACCGGGUGCCACCAUCUUCGUGACAGGCGUGAACGGCCUCAUCGGGAGCUACAUCGUCGACGUGCUCCUCAAGAAAGGCUACAACGUCCGCGGCGCCGUGCGCGACGUCAAGAGAAGCAGCUGGCUUCUCGACCACUUCAAUGGCAAGCAGGAUACGAAGCUAGACCUAGUGAGCGUGCCCGACAUGACAAUUGAAGGCUGCUACGACGAUUUUGUCAAGGGCACAUCGGGCAUCAUCCACGUCGCGUCCCCCCUCAGCGGAUCUAACCCAGAAUCCACAAUCCCCGUCGGCAUCUCCGCCGCGCUGAACGCCCUCUCCGCCGCUGCCAAAACGCCCUCCAUCACCCGUGUAGUCUACACCUCUUCCUCCAUCGCGUCAACCAUGCCCUGCUACUCCGCCGAAAAGACCCUCGAUCAGUCCUCUUGGAAUGAAGAGGGGAUUCAAAAAGGCUGGCACCACCCUGCGGACGAGCCGGAGUCGCUGAAAGGCUUGUACAUAUACGCCGCGCUGAAAGCGUCCAGCGAGAAAGCUUGCUGGAAGUUCAUGGACGACGAGAAGCCCGCAUUUGUGCUGAAUACCGUCUUGCCCAACUGCAACUUCAGCCGCGUGCUGGUCCCGGAGAAACAGGGUGCGCCCAGUACCAUCGAGUGGGCGAGGUACGCGUGGACGGGUGAGAACUUCGAGGCGGUGAGCAAGAUUAUUACGCCCCAAUUCUACAUCUCCACGCAAGACUGCGCACUCCUGCACGUCGCAGCCCUGCUCAACCCCUCGAUUGCAUCUGAGCGCAUCUUCGGCUUCGCGGAGCGCUGGGACUUCAACAAGUUGCUCGCUGUGUACCGUGCGCGGUAUCCUGAGCGGAUGUUCCCGAAAGACCUCGAGGGGCUGGUGGACGACAAGUCCGUGCCGCCGUCUGCACGCGCAGAGGAGAUUCUGAAGGGGGUUAAGGAGGGUGGGGAGGGCUGGGAUAAGCUGGAAGAUAAAGCGGAGGAGAUGGCGGUGCAGUUUGCGAGCGGGGAGCUGUGA